UUUUCAAUUAAUUAUUUUUACAUUGUUAAUGUCCGUUGACUCCGUUAGUCUUGGAACAGCCCACACGAAUCGACUACGGCAUACGGCCCGCCAAAGUUACUCUAAAAAAAUAUCAUCGGAUUAACAUCACUUGUCAACAAAUAGAGACACCAUAAGAUUUCAGGAAUGGAGCACUUAAAGAGAAUGUGCAAUGUGAGACCAGUUCACCGUUACCUUUAAGUAAAGAAGAACAUGCUCAACAAAGUGCUGCUUUCCCAUUUAUCACGGACGAAUUGAUCGGACACAUCGUUUCUGUAACUGUAUACUUGUAAGAAUGGUUCAAGCGUUCUGCUGCACGGCACCGAUAAUGUCUAGUAUGAGCAAGCUCGCCGCCGCCGGCGACGGCCCGGGCUGGGCCGACCUCCCGCGCGACCUCCUCGAGUCCAUCCUCGCCCGCCUCCCCGUGCCGGACCGCCUCCGCUUCCCCGCCGUCUGCACCUCGUGGCAGUCGGCCGCCGCCUUCGGAAGCAACGCGCCGCUGUCGCCGUGGCUCAUGCUCCCCUUCAACCCGGCCGCACGCCGGGGCGGCGGUGGCGGUGACGCCAGGUUCAUGGAGGCGCGGUUCCUGAGCCUGGCGGAGGGAAGGGCGUACGCCAUCCGGCAGCCGGCGCCCGCCGCCUCGGGCCGCGUCUGCGUCGGCACGUCGCCCGACGGGUGGCUUGUCACCACCGACGCCUUCUCGGAGCUGCAUCUCCUGAACCCGGUCACCGGCGCGCAGGUCCAGCUGCCGUCCGUCGCCACGCUCCCGUUCGUCGACGCCACCCGCGGCGCGGACGGCCGUGUAGAAAGCUACAACUUCCGGUGCUUCUUCCCCGCCGACGACUGCGACGGCGAGGUGCUGAUCCCACCGGCGACACUCGCGCCCGACAGGCUCCGGUACGAGGUCUACGACAAGGCCAUCGUGGUGUCCGCGCCGCGGCGCCUGGCCUCGCCGUCGGGGGAGACCUGGGGCGGCUACGCCGUGCUGCUCAUCUGCCAGCCCCUGUCCCGUGUCGCCGUCGCCCGAGCUGGGGACGCGGGAUGGACCCUGCUCGACACGCCCGCCCGCUGCUGGGUCGACGCCGUGCGCGCGGCCGGAGCCGACGGAGCGGUCUACGCGAUGGACACCGCGGGGCGCGUCGAGGCAUGGGACAUGGACGCUACGACGACGAACGCGACGCCGACGCCAUCCAGGGCGAUCGCGCCGCCGUGCCGCUGCUCGGCCCGCGCGUGCGCCAUGUUGGCGGCGUGCCGCAGGUACCUCGUGGAGCUCGAGUCGGGGCACCUGCUCCAUGUGCACCGGCUCCGCGGCGCGGCGCACGCGGGGUACACCUGGGAGCCCCGGCCGGAGUACGUCGAGUACACGACCACCGGCGUCGACUCCUUCGAGUGGAAGGCCGGCGACGACGAAGCAUGUGACCUUCCCCAGUGGUCGGAGGUGGACGGCGAGGCCGCUAGCCGCGUCCUGGGCGCGCGCGCUGUGUUCCUGGGUAAGAGCGCGUCGCUGUGCGUCCCGGUGGACUGCAGCGGCAGCGGCGGCGAGCUGAGGGGCAACCGCGUGUACUUCACCGACGGGAGCUCGGGCGCGGCGCGGGACCUGCUCUGGAAGUGGCCGUCCCCGGUGUGGGUGUUCCCUUCGCUCGCUAGCUGAUUUUUCGAUCCCAAUCUAAUCUUGGAUGGUUGCUCAUUUUCUUUCUAGCUAUCAGCUUCCGUCGUCUGGAUAUUCUCAGGAACAGCGCCUCAGCUUGCCGUAGACCUGCUGCUACCUCCUGCAUACCACUGCUGUGCUUGUAAAAUGUAUGAGUUGAGUAAGAAGGCGGCGUGUGGUAAAAUGCAUACAACUGCUGGCUCUCCACGGAGACUAAAAACCACGUCUUCUCUACCAACAUACGUCCCGGAUGAUGUUUGAUUCCCAGCAUCGAACGAGAUC
Setaria italica (foxtail millet) is the source of this 1948-nucleotide messenger RNA. RefSeq lists its product as uncharacterized. The record is from RefSeq and is a predicted model, not a curated record. Lineage: Eukaryota; Viridiplantae; Streptophyta; Magnoliopsida; Poales; Poaceae. Gene Ontology annotation, molecular function: protein binding.